UAAAUGAUAAGAUUUUGUGUGCUUUUCAAAUAAAAUCACGAUUCGUGAAGUUAUUUGAUAAAUAAUAAAUAUUAUUUUUAAUUUAGAAUAUUAAUUGUACCACAUUUACCUAUAUUUAAUUCUAGAAAAAAAUAAACUUAUUUAAAAAUCAUGCCGUUCAUGAAAGGUGCUGCUCCGAUUCGGAGAACCAUGCAAUAUUUGGAUGCAGGUAAAAUUGUGUUUAAAGAUCGAAUAAAAAUAUUUUCCGUUCACUACAAUACUCUGGGUGAGAAUCAUCAUGGCACUAGAGAAUUUGUAUUUUGGCAUCUACCACAAAUUCAAUUCAAAAAUCCCGAUGUACAAGUUUUAACUCUUAAAAAUAUGACACCAACGCCGUUCAUCAGGUCAGUACUCUUUCAUUUUAAACAAAAUGUUAAACAAUAUUGAUAUAAAUAUUUUUUAGAUGUUACAUGAAUGAUGGCAAAGAUAUGUUGAUUGAUGUUGAUAAUCGUGAUAAAGAUCGAAUUCAUGACCAUAUCUUAGAAGUUCUUGGAAAACCAAAAGAAACACUUGAAAUGGAAGCAAUGGCUAGAGAAAAAAAAGAUAACCCUGCAAACUUUGGAUAUAUGUGUGAAAAACAUUGCAUGUGUGAAAUUUUGGGGCAAGUUCCAUGUCCAUCAGUUGUACCGUUGCCUAAAUCUUGGCGAGGCAAAUUCAAAAAUGAAGAAUUAUAGUUUGUACCUAUUCUAAUUUUGUACAUACAUUUUUUUAUUAAAUUAAGUUUUAUAGUUGUAGUAUGAAUUGAGAUAUUCUCAUAAACAUGUAAUUACAUUUAUUUUGAUUUUAUCCUUUGCCUGGUAGGUCCCUACUCUUUUUUUCUUCAGAUUAAACACAAUUAUGUUUUUGUGCCAUAAUUUACAAUACCAAAUGAAGGUACAAUUACUGAAUAAAACAACUGUAAACAAUUUACUUACCACAUAACUGUAGUCUUGAAAUAAUUAUAUGUAAUUAACACUGCAAAUUACUACAUGAUUUAAGAAACUUUAUUACAUAAAUUAUUUAAAACAGUAUAUAAUAUUAACUUUUGUAAAAAUGAACAAACCUAGCUAAUUUUCACUAGCUAAGCUACAACCACUAUGAAAUUAUUAUUUUAAAUUUAAUUUAUCUAAUAAUAAUGAAUGUAAUAAGACAGUAAUUUAAAAAUAAAAAAUAACAAAAACAGAAUAGUUUAAUACUUAAAACCAAAUACCUGUGAAUAUCAUAACUUACCUUGGACAAAUUGUUGAUACCUAAAUCAAAUUAUAUAAAUAAUAAUAUAUUAAUUAAAAUAUAUUUUUAUUAUAAUAUUAUAAAUUAAUACACAACACCAUAAUUGAAAAAAAACAUUACAUAUAAAUCAUUGAAUGUUAAUAAUUGUACAGUACCUAUCAAUGUACAUGAAUUAUUUUAAUCUACUAAUAAACAAAUUAGAUAAUGUCAUAACCAUUAAAUCAUACAUUUAGAUAUUUAAAUAGUACAAACAGCAAUAUUGACCAUGCAUUUUAAAAAUACAACUGUUUUUGGUUAAAUAUCUGUACAGUAAUAUUAAUUAGCCAUUAUGUCGACCAUAAAAAAAUUAACGAUACUGGUUUAGUUGACCUCCACCAUUCAGGUUUAGUUGACGCCAGCCAUUUGCAUCUCUUGUGUUUUCGAUUUUCUAAUUCAUUUGUUAUAAAAUGUAUACACAGCAGACAAAAAAGUUAUGGAAUUAAGUAUUUUAAGAAUGUUUGGUAAAAUAUAUGUAGUAAAAUUAAUGAUAUAAGAUAGGUAUAACAGCGGGUAUUGUAAUAAUAAUAUUAUGGAAUACAACUACCUCAAUUAAUCAGUUGUUGCUAUCACUGAAAUAAAUAAAAUAUACUAAAAUUACCAUAGUACUAAAAUAAAAUGCUGACAUAGUUUUGUUUUGAUAAAAUUAAUACUAAAUAGGC
Messenger RNA from Cinara cedri, 1946 nucleotides. The record is from the annotation of a GenBank genome assembly. NCBI's taxonomy places the organism in Eukaryota, Metazoa, Arthropoda, Insecta, Hemiptera, Aphididae.